AUGGCUGCGUACCUGCAGUGGCGCCGUUUCGUCUUCUUCGACAGAGAGACGGUGAAGGAGCCGCCGGGCCCGGAUGGGGCCGGUGCGAAGCCCUUUUCUCUGCCCCCGGGCAUCGCGGUUUGCGACUCGGGCCGGGGCAGCCUCGUGUUCGGGGAUAUGGAAGGUCAGAUUUGGUUUUUGCCUCGCUCCCUUCAACUCAGUAGUUUCCAGGCUUACAAGCUGAGGGUAACUCAUCUGUACCAGCUGAAGCAGCACAGUAUCUUGGUUUCUGUUGGAGAGGAUGAAGAGGGUAUUAACCCCUUGGUGAAAGUCUGGAAUCUGGAGAAGCGAGAUGGUGGCAAUCCUCUGUGCACACGAAUUUUCCCAGCAAUACCAGGUAACAAGCCCACGGUUGUAUCCUGCCUAACUGUCCACGAGAAUCUUAAUUUCAUGGCUAUUGGUUUUGCAGAUGGCAGUGUUGUUCUUACGAAAGGAGACAUCACUCGAGACCGGCAUAGCAAGACCCAGAUCCUACACGAAGGCAGUUACCCAGUUACUGGCCUUGCUUUCCGACAGUCUGGCAAAACUACACAUCUAUUUGUGGUGACCACAGAGAACAUCCAGUCUUAUAUGCUUUCAGUGAAAGACUAUCCUCACCUGGAGCUGGACACUCACGGUUGUGGAUUGCGCUGUUCAUCUCUCAGUGACCCCUCCCAGGAUCUCCAGUUCAUUGUGGCAGGAAAUGAAUGUGUGUACCUUUAUCAGCCAGAUGAACGUGGCCCUUGCUUUGCCUUUGAGGGACAAAAGCUGAUUGUUCACUGGUACCGGGGGUACCUCAUCAUCGUCUCCAAGGACCGAAAGACUUCGCCAAAGUCAGAGUUUGCUGGGAAUGAGGCACAGAAUUCGGACAAACAAGUCCUGAAUAUAUAUGACUUGUGCAACAAAUUCAUUGCAUACAGCUCAAUCUUCGAUGAUAUAGUGGAUGUCUUGGCAGAGUGGGGUUCUCUGUAUGUGCUGACCAGAGAUGGGAAGAUCCACGUAUUACAGGAGAAGGAUACACAAACCAAACUCGAGAUGCUAUUCAGAAAGAACUUAUUUGAGAUGGCCAUUAACCUGGCCAAGAGCCACCACUUGGACAGCGAUGGUUUGUCAGAGAUUUUCCGGCAGUAUGGGGAUCAUCUGUACAACAAAGGGAACCAUGACGGGGCCAUCCAGCAGUACAUCCGAACUAUCGGGAAGCUGGAACCAUCGUAUGUUAUUAGAAAAUUCCUGGAUGCUCAGCGUAUCCACAACCUCACUGCUUAUCUACAGACUCUCCACCUGCAAUCCCUGGCCAAUGCAGAUCAUACUACACUUUUGCUGAAUUGCUAUACCAAACUCAAAGACAGCUCCAAACUGGAAGAAUUCAUUAAGACGAGUGACAGCGAGGUCCGCUUUGAUGUGGAAACGGCCAUCAAGGUGCUCCGCCAAGCAGGUUACUACUCCCACGCUGUGUACCUGGCAGAGAAGCAUGAGCAUCAUGAAUGGUACCUCAAAAUCCAGUUAGAGGACAUCAAGAACUAUCAAGAGGCUUUGCACUACAUUGGAAAGCUGCCCUUUGAACAGGCAGAGAGUAACAUGAAGCGCUAUGGUAAAAUCCUAAUGCACCAUGUCCCUAACGAGACCACAGAAUUGCUUAAGAUCCUUUGCACUGAUUACCGACCCUCGGGAGACAGUGAAGGCCAUGGGAUGCUGGAAGGAAAAAAGGCUAAUUCAGAGGAGUUCAUCCCAGUCUUUGCAAACAACUCCCGAGAACUGAAGGCUUUUCUGGAGCAUAUGACUGAGGUUCAAGCCGACUCUCCACAGGGUGUCUAUGACACUUUACUGGAGCUUCGACUCCAAAACUGGGCACAUGAACAAGAUGAGCAGACCAAGGAGAAGCUGCACAAUGAAGCCCUCACCCUCCUGAAGAGCGGAAGGUUCAAAACAGUCUUUGAUAAGGCCUUGGUCUUAUGUCAGAUGCACAAUUUCAAGGAUGGUGUCCUCUACCUCUAUGAGCAGGGCAAACUUUUCCAACAGAUCAUGCACUACCAUAUGCAGAACGAGCAGUACAAGAAGGUGAUCGAGGUGUGUGAGUUGUAUGGAGACCAGGAAGCUUGUCUCUGGGAACAGGCUCUUGGCUACUUUGCACGGAAGGAGGAGGACUGUAAGGAGUACGUUGCUGCAGUACUGAAACACAUCGAGAACAAGAAUCUUAUGCCUCCUCUGCUUGUUGUGCAGACGCUGGCUCAUAACUCCACAGCCACCCUAUCUGUGAUUAAGGAUUAUCUUGUCAACAAGCUACAGAAGCAGAGUCGCCAGAUAGAGCAGGAUGAGCAGAGAAUUCAAAAAUACCGAGAAGAAACUACAAGGAUCCGCCAGGAGAUUGAAGAGCUAAAAGCAAGUCCCAAGAUCUUUCAGAAGACCAAAUGUAGCAUUUGCACCAGUGCACUGGAGCUGCCUUCAGUCCACUUCCUGUGCGGUCAUUCCUUCCACCAGCACUGCUUUGAAAGCUACUCCGAGAGUGAUUCAGAAUGUCCUACUUGCAUGCCAGAAAAUCGCAAAGUCAUGGACAUGAUCCGAGCCCAGGAGCAGAAGAGAGAUCUGCACGACCAGUUUCAGCAUCAGCUCAAAUGUUCCAACGAUGGCUUCUCUGUUGUUGCUGACUACUUCGGUCGCGGCGUCUUCAAUAAGCUCACACUCAUCACGGACUUGCCCUCGGGAAAGGCGGCAACAACGCUCGAGGCUGGCCUGCAGCGGGAGCUGCUCAUCCACACCAAGCGCAGCACCUGACCCCGAGCCCUGUCCACGCGCCCCCUCG
Empidonax traillii (willow flycatcher) is the source of this 2818-nucleotide messenger RNA. It is a transcript of the gene VPS11, whose product is annotated as VPS11, CORVET/HOPS core subunit. NCBI's taxonomy places the organism in Eukaryota, Metazoa, Chordata, Aves, Passeriformes, Tyrannidae. The record is from RefSeq and is a predicted model, not a curated record. The transcript has 16 exons. Gene Ontology annotation, biological process: organelle fusion; endosome organization; vesicle-mediated transport. Gene Ontology annotation, molecular function: protein-macromolecule adaptor activity; protein binding. Gene Ontology annotation, cellular component: HOPS complex; endosome. The coding region runs from base 1 to 2790 and encodes 929 amino acids.